This is a messenger RNA of Aspergillus mulundensis, 876 nucleotides long. Its product is annotated as F-box protein. NCBI's taxonomy places the organism in Eukaryota, Fungi, Ascomycota, Eurotiomycetes, Eurotiales, Aspergillaceae. The transcript is spliced from 4 exons. The coding region runs from base 1 to 876 and encodes 291 amino acids. Gene Ontology annotation, molecular function: protein binding. The record is from RefSeq and is a predicted model, not a curated record.
AUGGCCGUCGACUCUGCAUCAGAACUCCAUCUAUACUCGUUGCCUAAUGAGGUGUUCGUCCAAAUUCUAACGCCGUUUACUACUCGCGAACUCCUCGAUCUGGCCGCAGUCUCCCAACGCUUCCAUGCCCUAGUCCUGCGUCUCUUGCAUUACCGACUCCUUCUUUCAGCGCAAUUGACAGAUUACAAACUGAUCCUAGAAUGCUAUCACCCAACAUCCAAGCUGACCGAGCCGUACGCCUUCUGUAAAUACCUCGGCACACCUGGCCUAAGUGACAAGUACGAGGGAGAAGGUUCACUCUACGAGAACAUAGACACUGCACACAAACUUGAGAGACUUGGAACAUUAUACUCUGUGUUCAAGCCAGAAGAGACCGAGGAGACGCUGGAUACCACGGUUCCGAAGGAAGAUUCACUCGCAGUACGACGACCCGUCAGUAUCGAAAGCUUCGAAGAUUUCUACCAGCUAUGCGUGGUCGUGAACGUGGUGAAGGUUCUCCCAGGGACUGAUGUCUUUCUGAGCGCCGUAGGUGUCGAGGACGGUGUGAUGAGGCUGUUCAGAGCCUGGCUCAAAAGCCAGGUUGGUCGCCCACAGGACUCGCGAGAACAAGAACACACCCCUGUAAAUCAAGAUGAUGGAGUCUUGUGGGUUGACCAAAGCAAAAAUGUCGGCCUGAAAUUUCGAGUCCGCGAGAUCACCAAGCCAGAUUCCAACUUCCCUGUGCUAAUCCAUCGAGACGAAGAAACGUUUUCCAGCUAUGAGAUUGUGAUUGAUGAGCUUCAUAUCCGUACCACGCGUCUGCUCUUGACUGUAGAGCAGUCGCUUCGGGAGCAACACAGUCAUCCCAAAGCUGUUAUCUUCACGAGCAUGGGUUAG